AUGGCAAGUUGUGCGCGCGGCGAACAUGCUGCUGUGAAAUAUUCCCACUUUGAGGUUGGAGAAGUGUCCAAGGGGGACCCCGAGCCGCCGGGCAGCAAACCGCCCCGGCAGCCCAACGACCAACGCCCGCCCCCCGCCAGGGCGGCGCACACCCGUAACGGAAGCCCUACUGACACUCCCCAUGGAAGCGCAUUCAACUCGCCCUUCGAGGAUCGGCUUCAACAGCGCAAUAUUCAACUUUCAAACCUCGCGUUACCAAAUGCACCCAACAGGAGUCGUUCUUUUGAGUGGCAUGACAAAUCUGCACCUUCUCCUGGGCCUGCGCCCGUUCUCUCAUUGGAUAGGCUCCCGCCUGAAUUGCAUGACUACAUUUACGACAUCCUCGUAAGCUUUGAUGCAGAAGUUGGUAUCGCGGCUCUCCUUAGUCUCCAAGCAUGGUCUAGGCAGCUUCAUCCUCAUCUCUUCAACAGGCUCAUGCUGAAGAACGAGGAAGACUGCCAUAUGCUAUAUGAUAUACUGUGGUCCCAGUUGUUGGCCUGGCUUGCAGAGCACACCAUCGUGUUGAUGUUCACCAACACUUGCUUCACCAAUCCUCAUCUCUGGAUAACACGCAUGUGCCUCCUGCCAGCGUGCCGCUCUGUCCACAAAAUUUAUCAGCCCAGCAGUCCUCCUGCAUGCAUGGUGCACAGCGUGGCCCUGAAGAGCUUGCUGCAGAAUAUCAUAUUGUCGUGA
This is a messenger RNA of Phanerochaete carnosa HHB-10118-sp, 732 nucleotides long. RefSeq lists its product as uncharacterized. The coding region runs from base 1 to 732 and encodes 243 amino acids. The transcript is spliced from 2 exons. Lineage: Eukaryota; Fungi; Basidiomycota; Agaricomycetes; Polyporales; Phanerochaetaceae. The record is from RefSeq and is a predicted model, not a curated record.